CCUUGUACAUGUGGCUAGUUAACAUUAUGAUGUAUGAUACUAGACAAAUUUUGAAUGGACAAGUAUUUCUGAAUUUGAGUUUUGAUUUUUUUUUUCCAUCUUGCUCUAAGAAUGGCAGUUACCAUCAUUUCCCCAAUUCCCCGUGUUCUAUAGCUGGUCUUCUCCCCCUGUUGCAGCUUUGUCUGACACUUCACUAUUUUCAACUGAAACACUAGCUCUACUUGAUUCUCUCUAAUGCUGACCCAAAAGUACUCUCUCACUUUAACUUGUCAAGUUGCUUGGUGAUGAGAAGUUCUGAAAGAUUACCCCAGUUGAUCAAGUGGUUAUUAUCUGUUCAUCUUUUGAUAAGUGCCAGCAGCAGGCUUUGGUCACUGAAGUCUGAAGGUGCCCUCACAUGCAAGACCGUUGGUGGCCAAUGGGAAUCUGGGGCUGACGGAUACUCGUUCAUAUUAAACGACAAGGCUUAACGAGAUGAACGCCCGUCUGCCUGCCACAUCCUAUUUUGGGGGGAGGCGUAUAGUUCAUGGAGUACUUCCCAACAUGGCGUCGCUGUGCUCAGGCCUAUCCGAAUGCCAAAAAAUAAAGUAUUCCUUCCACUGAGGCUCGGGUCACCUCCCCCCAUCGUCCUAGCACGGACUCGCCACCACCAACACCUCACUGCUCCACACGACCACACUCUUCCCGAGUCGGCAAGUAGAGUGAGCUGAGCUCCCCCAUCCCUGUGGCGGCGAGAUGCGGGGACGGCAGAUCCCUCCUCCCGCCGCCGCCUCCUCCCGCGUCGUCGUCCUCGCGGCGGCGGUGGCCGCGCUGCUGGCCGCGGCGCUCCAGCCGCUGCCUGCCGCGGGCGUGGACGUGGCGGCGGUGCUCGCGGCGUUCCCGGACCUCGCCGGCUUCGCGCGGCUGCUCGCGUCCAGCCCGGUGGCCGGGGAGCUCGCCGGGCGGUCGUCGCUGACGCUGCUGGCCGUGCCGAACGGCAACCUCCCGCAGUCGCCGUCGGCGUACGCCGCGGCGUCCGGGGCUGACCUGGCCGACGUGCUGCGCUACCACGUGCUGCUCGAGUACCUGGCCCCCGCCGACCUCCGCCGCCUGCCGGCCUCCGGGAAGCUGGUCACCACGCUGUUCCAGACCACCGGCCGCGCUCCCGCCGACCUUGGGGCCAUCAACGUCACCGCGGCGGGGUCGUCUCUGGCAAUCGUCCGCUCGCCGGCGCCGUUCCCGGGGUCGAACGCCACCGUGCUCGGCGCCGUCACCGCCGUGCCGUACAACCUGAGCGUGCUCGCCGUGGACGGCCUCAUCGUGCCGUCCGGCUUCGACCUCGCGGCGUCGGAGUCGCGGCCCCCCGCCGCAGUCAACAUAACCAAGGUCCUCGCCGACGCGCGCGCCUUCAACGUGGCCGCCUCCAUGCUGGAGGCCUCCGGCGUUGCCGACGAGUUCGAGGCCGACGAGCGCGGCGCCGGCAUCACCGUGUUCGCCCCCACCGACGACGCCUUCGCCGGCCUCCCCGCCGGCGACCGCCUCCAGUCCCUCCCCGCCGAACGCAAGGCCGUCGUGCUCCGCUUCCACGUCCUCCACUCCUACUACCCCCUCGGAUCCCUCGAGUCCAUCGUGAACCCCGUCCAGCCGACGCUCGCCACCGAGUUCAGCCAGGCCGGCCGCUUCACCCUCAACAUCACCCGCGCCAACGGCUCCGUCGCCAUCGACACCGGCGUGGUGCAGGCGACCAUCACCCGCACGGUGUUCGACCAGAACCCCGUCGCCGUGUUCGCGGUCUCCAAGGUGCUCCUCCCCAAAGAAAUGUUCAGCCGGAGCGACUCCGCCAUCGUCGCCGCCGCCACGUCGCCCCCACCGGCCCCGCUGCCCGCGGAAUCGCCGGAGAGCGCGCCGACAAAGCUAUCGUCCCCGCCCGCGCUGCGCGACACCGCCGGCGACGCGAACCACACGACGGCAGCGGCGGCGGCGGCGGCGGCGGGGAAGACGAAACCGACAAUUGGCCGGCGGUGUAUAGCGUUGUUGUAUCUACUACCACUACUGCUACCUCUGGUAUGAGAUCCGGUUCGUUUGCUUGUCCAUUACCAUCCUUGUUGAGCUCAAUUUUUGCUUUUCCUUUCUUUUUUUUUUUCUUUUUUUUGGUUAUAACUUGUACACUGGGGAGGGGGAGAAGUGAGAAGAGGUGAAUUCAGAUUGAGCUGCAAAGCAGCAUUUUUUUGUUCUUUCUCUUUCUUUUUGUUCUUACCAGCUGCUUCAUGUUGCACAAAAAGGGAAAUAAUGGUAGCAAUGUACCAUCCUUGUAAAGAUCCAAAAUCCAUUCCACCACCAUCUCUGUUCCAAAUGAAAUCACAUCCAGAUUGCUGCUGCUGA
Messenger RNA from Oryza brachyantha (malo sina), 2358 nucleotides. Its product is annotated as fasciclin-like arabinogalactan protein 4. Bases 733 to 2046 code for a protein of 437 amino acids. The record is from RefSeq and is a predicted model, not a curated record. Gene Ontology annotation, cellular component: plasma membrane. Lineage: Eukaryota; Viridiplantae; Streptophyta; Magnoliopsida; Poales; Poaceae. The transcript has 4 exons. Gene Ontology annotation, biological process: multidimensional cell growth; abscisic acid-activated signaling pathway; mucilage biosynthetic process involved in seed coat development.